AUGCAUCGUCCUACUGAUGUUAAGGCUGCAAAGGUGUUGAGAGGAAAUGCUAUGAAGAACAUUAACACUAAAGAGGAUGUAGAGGGAGAUGCUAAAGCUUUGUUAGAGUUUCAGAUGCAAGAGGUUGAGAGGAUUGAUAAAGGACAACGAUGGUGCUUGUUGAUCUUGACCACACACAACAGUCUCCACACAAAGUAUCCACACACAAGCGUCUCCCGUGAGCUUCACCGCCCACAACAGUCUCCCGAUGUGAUGUUCAACAACGCCGGGAUGACGUUUAACGAAGGUAGCAUCAUGGAGAUGGACGUGUACAUGGCUAACAAACUUGUCUCGGUCAAUGUCAAUGGUGUUUUGCAUGGCAUUAAACAUGCCGCUAAGGCCAUGAUCAAAGGGGGAGGAGGAGGAUCGAUAAUAUGCACAUCGAGCUCAUCAGGGAUAAUGGGAGGACUAGGAGGGCACGCAUAUACGCUCUCCAAAGGAGCCAUUAACGGGUUAGUGAGGACAACGGCGUGCGAGCUUGGGUCUCAUGGCAUCCGUGUGAACAGCAUCUCUCCUCAUGGAGUUCCCACUGACAUCUUGGUUAAUGCGUACCGUAAGUACCUUAACAAUGACAAACUCGAUGUUCCUGAGGUUACCGACAUUGUGGCCGAGAAAGGGAGUUUGCCCGGUAGAGCCGGUGCUGUGGAGGAUGUGGCUCAAGCAGCUUUGUUUCUUGCAAGCCAAGAAUCAUCAGGAUUCAUUACCGGACAUAACCUGGUUGUUGAUGGUGGUUACACGUCGGCCACUAGUACCAUGAAAUUUAUCUACAACUAGUUUUCGUUCUGAUGAAUUGAUUGGAAAUAUCCUGGAGAUGAUUCCUUUUCCAAGUUGUUCUUUAAUUUUCAUGUUUUUAUUCUGAACAUGAAAACCAAGUAUUCCUCUUCUUUCUCGUGGUUAAAAGAGUAGACGAUGUUUUACAAUUUUCUUUUU
Messenger RNA from Camelina sativa (false flax), 969 nucleotides. Its product is annotated as short-chain dehydrogenase reductase ATA1-like. NCBI's taxonomy places the organism in Eukaryota, Viridiplantae, Streptophyta, Magnoliopsida, Brassicales, Brassicaceae. The record is from RefSeq and is a predicted model, not a curated record.